Messenger RNA from Cydia splendana, 3583 nucleotides. RefSeq lists its product as uncharacterized. Gene Ontology annotation, cellular component: kinetochore; inner kinetochore. Lineage: Eukaryota; Metazoa; Arthropoda; Insecta; Lepidoptera; Tortricidae. The record is from RefSeq and is a predicted model, not a curated record. The coding region runs from base 101 to 2413 and encodes 770 amino acids. The transcript is spliced from 16 exons. Gene Ontology annotation, biological process: mitotic sister chromatid segregation; CENP-A containing chromatin assembly.
UCAAAAGUCCAACGUUUUCUGGGUUUGAUUUGGUUUAUUUUGAUGUGAACUAGAGUUGGUGCCUCAUAAUAUUAUUUCUUGUUGUUUUUGUUAUUUAUACAUGAUGUCCGAUGUAGACGAGAUUAUUGAUUACAUAAAGUCAUUGAAGAAAGGCUUCGAUAAAGAUUUGUUUCAAAGUAAGAUCGAUGAAUUGGCCCAUGCAGUUGACACAGUUGGUUUGGAAUAUGAAGAUUUUCACACAUUGUUUAAAGUUUGGCUAAAUUUAACAAUACCCAUAACUAAAUGGGUCAGCAUCGGUGUGUGUCUUGUACCUCAGAACAGUGUGACUGAGCAAACUGUGGACUAUGCUCUACGAUGGCUGUUGGCGAAUGCACAAGAUCAGACCAACUUCUCCAGGAUAGCUUUCCUUCUAGAUUGGCUUACAGCUGCUAUGGAUUGUGAGUCUGUAGACAUUGCAGCUCUAGACUGUGGAUAUGAAGUUUUUUUUUCUUUCCUGACCUCUGAAGUGCUUGCAGCCCAUGUGCUGAAGUUGGUAUACACACUGACAAAGCCAACAGAUGUCACUAGAACAAGGGUGUUGGAGCUGUUUGAUUGUGCCAAGAAGAGAGAAAGUAAAAAGAGCAUGUGUAGGCAGCUGCAAGUGUUACUCGGCUUGUUCAAGUCAUAUAAGCCUGAGUGUGUGCCAGAAGAUAUCCCUGCUGUGCCCGUCCACACCACAUUCAAGAGCAACAUCACCCUUCUGACCAGGUUUAAGAAAUGGCAGGAACAAAGAAAUGACGAGGGAACUCAAAGUCUACAUUUAAGGUGGACAAAUCCCAUGCUGGGAGGAAACGGCAAGAAGGGUGAAUCACUGGUACCUAAUAUAGAAUUUAUAAAUAUUGGAUCACAACAGUACCAAGACAAAGAGCCUCAAAAGAACUAUCUUGAUUUCACUGACCCGGUAUCACUCCUUCAGUACAGCGUGCAUCGCUCAGUAUCGCGCCCGGCGAGAUUACGAGCACUCCUGCGCAACAACACAGGAGUCAUGCUACUGGCUCUCAGCGACGCACGCACGCAGGCCGCGCUCCACCACGACCUGCACUACAUGCUCACUGGCUGUUUUCUGGAUGCAUCGCCACACAGCGAGUUGGAAAAGCGUGACGCACUGCACUGCGUAGCUGUACUACAACGCACUUUAUGCCAACCGAUACGGGCUGCUUCGGCUUUCUUAGCGCAUUUUCUGCCUCUCUGGGAUGAGACUCACUACUUUAACGAGUUUAUUAACUAUAAAAAACUGACUUUUGGGCUUCUAAAUCCUGGUUCGCUCGGUACACGUCAUCACGAGUUUCUUGCGGCUAUGUCAAGUGCUGAUGUGGAUAUUAUGGCCAUAUGUGAAACCUGGCUGAGAGAAGGACAGGAACUACGCGCCCCGGCGCCACCUGGCUACCGGCUACGGCACGUGCCGCGCGACGCUGCGAGCGGUCGCGCGCGGGGCGGCGGCGUAGGCAAAUAUGUGGAGAUGGUAUCGGAAGCCCGCAACCUAGGCCUGCUUAUGGACAGCUCUCUGCACUUCGAAAACCACAUCUUAGAAACUAUCUUGGAGCUGCUGGAAUGGGUCUCGGCGGACCCGGAGCUGCUGCCGCUGGUGCUGGAGCCCGUGGCGCGCGCGCACCACCACGCGCCGCCCGCGCGCCGCGCCGCCGUGCUGGGCGCGCUCCACACCCUCUACACCAACCUGGUUUACUCAAGUACCCGUAGAAGACAGCACUUCGUGUGUAGCGCGAUGCCGCGCGACAUUUAUAAGGACGCGCUGAGCUACGUAGCUUCUACUAUAAGCACCAUGUGUGGCAGAGCUCUACAAGUUGACCCAGAGGACCACCUUGCACUAUACAGCUGCGUGUCCGGCGCGCUCCGUGCGGCGCGCGCGCAGCUGGUGCUCGGCGCACCCUCGCUGCCCGCGCCGCCGCCGCUGGCCGCGCUGGCGCUGCCGCUGCUGACCGUCUCCGCCGACCUGCUGGACAAGGUGGCCGCGCUCAUCCUGACAUACAAGGAAAUAAUGUUCGCAAUGCAAUCUAACAAGGAGAACAGGAGAGAUCAAAGCUACAUCGAACAAAAGAGGACGCUCAAAGGGUACACUUCUGACAUCGUGCGUUGCCUGGUGGACGAAGCCAGCUUCUCAGGCGGGCAGAGCGGUCUGGUCUUCCAACGAUUACACCCUCAAGUCGUUCGGAAACUGACCGAGUACAUACCAGAAUCAGAUUCAGCAUUGAGCAUAAGAAACCAUCUAGCCUUCGCUCCGUACACGUACAUACAAAUAUCUGACUCCGGUUUCGCUGACAAUGAACUGUGGUUUGAUACGGUCAUAAAGAAGGAGUUUACGCAUUUAUCUACGUUAUUAAACAUGCUUGGCUGGGGUAGAAAAAUGGUUGAUUAACGAUUUUGAACCUUAUGUGUUAGGUUAAGUUGGAAUUGGCUUUAAACAUAGUGUUUUAGUGUAAAGUUUGGACGUAAGUUAGCCUAGAUUGUUAAGUACUUGCCUCGGCGUGCCUUGUUUAAGUUGUACGAGUAGUAUAAGACAGCUUUCAGAACCAACUCUACUUAUAGUGUAAACCUAACUAUGUGUUGUGUAACAUCGCGUUGUUUUAAACGUGGCAAAUGUAAUUUGUAAUACAGUGCAUUAGAAGAAAUAUAAGCAUAAACAAUUUGAAAGAUUCAUGGUUAACCACAAAAUCUUAUAUGAAUGAAGGCAAAUGCUAGGCCAUAUGAGUCGCUUAACUUCAAACUCGGGUAAAUCCAUCUGUCAGAUUAUGCGAUUAUAGUAUUAAGAGAAGGUAAUAGAGUAGAUAUUUGCUGAGAGGGUCGAAUGGAUUUACCCGAGUUUGAAGUUAAGCGACACAUAUGGCCUUGCCAUUUUAAACGUACAAUGCUCAGAGCUUUAACUAAGGAAUAGUUAGACUGAGAAACUGAAACAAUUUUAGGCAGAUAAUAUGGAGCCAUACGCAAUUACGCACACACGUCGGACAAGUCGGGUGUCCCACCGACGCAAUUCGCUGUGAUUCUAAUUCUAACCCGUCAUGCCUAUAAGAUUUUAGGGGAAGAGUUGUUUAGAAAUGUACGUAAAUCAAACAUAUCUCUGGAAACAAUAAAGGAUCAGUUGGAAACAAAUUUUAACAUUCGACCUGCAAAAAAAUAUCACAAAAGUACUCAUUUGUACCGAAAACAAAAGGGUGAACAUCUUUUGACCGUACUGUAUUUAGAAAUUGCUUCUUGAUAUCGAUCUACUUCAGUUGAUAUUGAAAUUAUUGAAUUAAUCCCUAACACUGGUGCAUUUUCCCCCGUCAAACUGAUGUAUGAAAAUAACGUUAACUAUGUUAUGAUUACUAUUGAUGAAAGCUCUUGUGUACUGUGUCCAAAUGUAUUAUGUAUUUACAAUAUCAUAGUUCACAGCUAAGUAAUGAAUGUAAUCAGCGGGAAGCCUGUGUACGUUUGAUUAACGACGUAAUCAAAUUAGAGUAAUCAUCAAAGACAUUAUUGUAAACCAUCCAUUCAUGUGUGUAAAACAGAUUCCUGAUGACAAUAGAACAUAAUUAUUGAUUUUGGUAGA